AUGUCGUUCCCAAUGCGCCGAUCAGUGGUGCCCCUCUUCGACUCCUCCACUCGAGCAUACUGUUCCCCGCGAAUGUUCUCGACGGCUUCUGCCUUGCUCCAUCGAAUCGCCAAUCCUACAAUACCAAGUACCUCCAUCAAGAUCUUCCGAGAUGUACCUGCGCUUCGCCAAUGGCGUCGCAAACAACUAAUCGAUUAUCGAACGGUUGGUCUUGUGCCAACUAUGGGAGCUCUUCAUGAGGGUCACUUAUCACUCAUUCGUCUUGCCGCUGCAGAUAAUUCAAAUGUGAUAGUGAGCAUCUAUGUCAAUCCAACUCAAUUCGGCGUUCACGAAGAUCUUGAUAGUUAUCCGAAGACAUGGGAAAAGGAUUGCAAGAUGUUGAAGGAUCUCGACAUGGAAUUAGCUGAUAAUGGAAACAUGGGAAAGAUUGCCGCGGUAUUUGCGCCUACAACAGAGACAAUGUAUCCUAGUGGGCCGCCGAGUCAAGAAGUUAAAGCGAAAGGGAGCUUUGUCACAAUCACACCGGUUGGAGAGCUGUUGGAGGGGGCCAGUCGGCCAACAUUUUUCAGAGGAGUGGCUACUGUUUGUAUGAAGUUAUUUAAUAUUGUUAUGCCAGAGAAGCAUCAAUUGAAGCCCGAGGAACGAGUAAGGUUCGAGUUGGAUUAUAUAUCAUUGACGGAUCCUAUGAACAUGGAAGAGAUCCAGGAAGUUGACGAAACGAAAGGCGCAAUUUUGAGUGGAGCGAUAAAGAUGUUGCCAGUAGAAGCACCACAACCUGGAGAGGAUCUUGGUUUGUCUGAUGGGCCUCCAAGAAACACGGGAUUCAAGAGAGGUUUAAAUAAGUCACUUAUUAAAGAUCUUUGGAGUUUCUUAGAUUUGUGA
Molecule: messenger RNA, 882 nt
Organism: Sclerotinia sclerotiorum 1980 UF-70
Lineage: Eukaryota; Fungi; Ascomycota; Leotiomycetes; Helotiales; Sclerotiniaceae
Exons: 4
Coding region: 1-882 (293 amino acids)
Biological process (GO): pantothenate biosynthetic process
Molecular function (GO): pantoate-beta-alanine ligase activity
Source: RefSeq, a predicted model, not a curated record